Messenger RNA from Helianthus annuus (common sunflower), 3429 nucleotides. RefSeq lists its product as uncharacterized. The transcript is spliced from 3 exons. Gene Ontology annotation, biological process: telomere maintenance; DNA repair. Gene Ontology annotation, molecular function: DNA helicase activity. The record is from RefSeq and is a predicted model, not a curated record. Lineage: Eukaryota; Viridiplantae; Streptophyta; Magnoliopsida; Asterales; Asteraceae. The coding region runs from base 1 to 3429 and encodes 1142 amino acids.
AUGAGAGAAUUUUUUAGUUACAGACUACAAGACAGACCCAACCACUUUUCAUUGUUACUCAAUGCUCAAAAGCUAUUCCAACAGUUUGUGGUUGAUGCUUAUACAAUGAUAGAAUCUGCACGGUUAGCUUACAUAAAGACACAACAACCCAAACUUAGAAGUCAAACCUUUAAGAAUUUAAAUCAAAGUGUUCAAAGUGGAGAAAGCGAUGCGUCAAACUGUGGAAAACGAAUUUUGUUGCCUUCAUCAUUUACCGGCGGAUCGAGAUAUAUGAUGCAAAAGUACCUAGAUGCUAUGGCAAUCUGCAAAGCUAUAGGAUAUCCGGAUCUCUUCAUAACAGUCACCUGUAAUCCCAAUUGGCCUGAGAUUUAUAGAUGUUUAAAAGACAAACGGCUGAAUCCUCAAGACAGACCGGAUAUUAUCUCACGUGUGUUCAAAAUUAAAAUCAAUCACCUAAUUCAAGAUUUCAAGAAACAUAAAUUCUUUGGUGAGAUACAAGCAAUUAUUUAUACAAUCGAAUUUCAGAAACGUGGCCUACCUCAUGCUCAUAUAUGUUUGUUCUUAAGUGCCAAGAACAAGUUUCCAACUGCUAAAGAAAUUGAUUUGGCUAUUAGUGCUGAAAUACCUGACAAAGAGACGGAUUCUGAACUGUAUGAACUUGUCAAACAAUUUAUGAUGCACGGUCCUUGUGGUACAGACAACCCUCAUUGUCCAUGCAUGGUUAAUUUAAAAUGUUCAAAGAAGUUUCCCAAAAAGUAUGUAGAUGAGACUUGUGUUGAUUCUGAAGGAUAUCCUAUCCACCGUCGUCGUCAAACAUGUAACACUGUAGAAAAAAAUGGCGUGUUGCUUGACAAUAGGUUUGUAGUUCCAUACAAUGCUAUGUUACUCAAAAAGUAUCAGUGUCACAUAAAUGUUGAGUGGUGUAACCAAACAGGAUCCAUCAAAUAUUUGUUCAAAUACAUUAAUAAGGGUCCAAAUAGAGUGACAGCUUCUGUUUACCAAAGUACGACAACUGCUGGCAAGAACAAGGAAAAUGAGGAAAUGACCAAUAAUCAAAAUCCGUCAAACAAAACAGAAGUAGAUGAAGUUAAAGCACAUCUUGAUUGUAGAUAUGUUUCAGCAUGUGAAGCUGCUUGGAGAAUCUUCAAGUUUGACAUACACUAUCGACUUCCAUCUGUUGAAAUAUUGCCUUUUCAUUGCGAAGAUGGUCAGGCUAUUGUUUAUGACGAUAAUUCAAACUUGUGUGACGUGGUUAGUAACCCAACUGUGAAAAUGUCUAUGUUUACAGAAUGGAUGAAAUGUAACCAAAUGGAUGCAUUCGCUAGAACAUUGAAGUAUAUAGAGUUUCCAAGACACUUUGUAUGGAUACGUAAAGAACGAAAGUGGAUUCGUAGAAAAAGACCCUUUGGUGCCGUUGGUAGGAUACAUUAUGUACCUCCAUCACUUGGUGAUUGUUAUUUCUUGAGAAUUUUAUUGAAUCACGUUAUAGGACCAAUGAGUUUCGAUGAUAUAAAAACAGUUGAUGGAAAAAUUUAUCCUACCUUUAAAGAUGCGUGCCUCGCUCGCGGUCUGUUGGAUGAUGAUAAUGAGUAUAUAAUUGCCAUGGAGGAAGCAAGCACAUGGUCCACUUCUGAUUUCUUGCGUACAUUUUUUGCAAUGCUGUUGAUGUCAAAUUCCAUUUCUAGGCCUGGUCAUUUCUGGAGACAAACAAAAUCUCUGUUGUGUGAAGAUAUAUUAUACCAGCAACGGAAGGUUACUGGUAUUUCUGAUUUGGUUCUUCCAGAGGAAGAGAUUGAAAACAUUUGCCUAUCACAUAUUGAAAAAUUGUUACUUGCUUAUGGAAGUACGUUAAGCUGCUUUUCAGACAUGCCGAAUGUUCCUGGGAACUACAUUUCAGCAUUGAACAAUCAAAUGAUAAUGAAAGAACUUUCCUAUGAUCGGAGUAGCUUAAAAAAGGAACUUGCAUCUUUCUUAAAAUCUUUAACUGAUGAACAGCACAAAGUGUAUCAAACUGUCAUGAAUGCAGUUGCUAAAGGAAAUGGAGGUGUUUUUUUUCUAUAUGGUUACGGUGGAACUGGGAAAACAUUUCUAUGGAAAACAUUUGCAGCUGCGUUACGCUCCAAGGGUGAAAUUGUUUUGAAUGUUGCAUCCAGUAGUAUUGCAUCACUCCUAUUAGAUGGCGGUAGAACAGCUCAUUCCAGAUUUGUUAUUCCGAUAAACGUUAACGAGGAUUCUAUAUGUUCUAUAGAACCGAACAGUGAGCUAGGAGGCUUAAUAAAAGAAACUAAGAUGAUAAUUUGGGAUGAAGCGCCAAUGACACAUAAGCAUUGUUUUGAAGCUUUGGAUAGAACAAUGAGAGAUAUAGUCCGUUCCAAUAAUUCGUCCUUGCAGUCCAAGCCUUUUGGCGGAAAGAUAGUCCUUUUUGGCGGUGAUUUUAGACAAAUCCUUCCGGUCAUUCCAAAAGGUACUAGAAGCAUGAUUGUAAAUUCUUCAUUGAAUUUUUCUUAUAUAUGGCAUGAUUGUCAAUUACUCAAACUAACUCAAAACAUGAGGUUAAGAGUCGGUACAAAAGCAAGUAAUCUUCAGGAGAUCAAGGAAUUUGCUGAAUGGAUUUUACGCCUUGGUGAUGGUCUACUUGGUGAUCCAAAUGAUGGAGAUGUGGAGAUUGAAAUUCCAGAUGAUCUACUUAUAUUAGAUGAAGUCAAUCCUAUAUCUUCAUUGAUCUCAUUCACAUAUCCGGAUAUGCAAAACUUUAUGUGGGAUUCAAAUUACUUUCAACAAAGAGCCAUUCUUGCUCCCACAAAUGAUGUUGUUGAUUCAAUAAACACAGAACUGUUAAAUAGUAUCGUUGGUCAAGAGAAGAUAUAUCUACGUUCGGAUUCUUUAUGUGAUACUGAACAACAUUCCGACCUUGACAUGGCAUUGUUUCCUCCGGAUGUGCUAAACAAAAUGCAUUUGUCAGGAUUACCUAACCAUAAAUUGGUUCUUAAGGUUGGAGCUCCGGUAAUGUUACUUAGAAACAUUGAUCAAACAAAUGGUUUGUGUAACGGUACACGGCUUCAAGUAACAAAACUUGGAAAACUUGUAAUUGAAGCAAAGAUUAUUACCGGAACUAAUAUAGGUCACCAUACUUUGAUUUCAAGAUUGAAAAUGACACCAAGUGAUAAAAGAUUACCAGUGAAAAUUGCUCGAAGACAGUUCCCACUAUCCCUGUGCUUUGCAAUGACCAUCAACAAAAGCCAGGGACAAUCACUUGAACGUGUAGGACUAUAUCUUCCACGUCCGGUUUUUAGUCACGGGCAACUAUACGUAGCUGUAUCUCGAGUAAAGAGCAGGAGUGGUUUGAAGAUUUUGAUAUGUGACAGCGAAAAACAAGUAUCUAAAACCAAAACUAAUGUGGUCUACAAAGAAGUUCUACAAAAUCUGUAG